AUAUAUAAGGAUAAUAAUAAUCAUGUAUAACAAAAUAGAAUAUUUUCUUAACUUAAGUUUAACAGAGAUUUUGGUAUAUCAAUUGUAGCCAGCAAAAAUACUCUGUCCAUCAGGAUUUUAAAGGCUUUUCUGCUCCCUGUUACAGUAAUAUCCUCCAGUUUCAUGAAAGCGUUUUUAGUUCAGAGCACACACAAACAGUUAAACUAGAGGGGGAGAGUUCUGACAGAGGUUAUUGUCUUCAACUCAGCAGGGAAUUUCAGACAAAUCCCUCUUAGAUGCAGGUGGUCAGGCACAAGCAAAGAGUUAAGUCCUGCGGUCUCUUCGCCCCUCCUCUUUGAUGUUCUGACAUCAUUAGUCCAGCCCCCCGAAAGAUCUCCCUGCCUUCCUCCGAGCCCGUCACUUCUACUCUGGAAUGUUUACAGCAACUUCAUGAGCAGCAUCAGGACCAAGUGUUUAUCAGAGGAAAAAAGACAUGCUCUGAAGAAACUUUUGGUUCAGGGAUCACAGUGGAUGCCACAGGUGUAGCCGCCGGGCUCAACAGAGUAAUGGCUGUUCAGACUGCAAUCAUGAACCCUCAGUUCAUGAAUUUCUGCUUCCCUGGUUCUGUGAUGGAGUACGAUGUGGAGAAAAGUCUGGAUGGGAGUCUCCUCGGUGAGGCAGAAAAUGAUGAGGACUACAAAGAGACCACUAGGGACUUGCUGAGCUUCAUAGACUCAGCCUCCAGCAAUAUCAAGCUGGCUCUGGACAAGCCUGUGAAAUCCAAGAGGAAAGUCAACCACCGGAAGUAUCUCCAGAAGCAGAUCAAAAGGUGCACGGGCAUUAUAACUCCGGGAAACGUAGCAGAGCCCCCGGUUAAAAGACAGGGCUCCCCCCUGGCUCAGCCCUUGCAGAGCAAACCUCUGCCCAAACGUGAUGGGGUCCAGGCCAACUUACAGAGCAAGAGUUUGGCAGCCCUCUUCAGCCCUGUGAAGGAUAUAAGGGGUGAAAAAGCCAAGAAGCCGCCCCUGAGGCAUCGCAAUCUGCCCCCCUCUUUCUUCACUGAGCCUGCCAACUGCUCCAAAGUCAGCUCCACAUCUGGGAUGACCCUGAAGGACUUGGAACGAGGCAAUCCCGAGGCUGCAGAGUUUUUUGAGCUCUUAGGGCCCGAUUACAGCAACAUGGUCAGUGACCAGGACCUUUAUCAAAGUAUGCCUGUCCGGGUGCAGCAAGAGAUGGGAGGCCCGGAUCCCGCUUCCUACGAUGGGCACCCUUUAAUCGGUGGUCUCCUCUACUCUGAGCCCUGGAUUAGCUGCUCAGGACCCUCUAAGAAACCAGGCCCAACCCAGCCUCCGGUCUACUGUCCCUCUGAGGCUGCUGCUGGGUCCAUAGAGGACAGCGCACUGUGCACUUUGGCCUUCCCCAACUUCUUCACAGACUGCUCCAUACCUCAGGUCACUUAUGAUUUAAGUGGUGGUUAUAACAGAGCUAAUUAUUCAUCUCUAUGAGAAACUGACAAUUCUUAGAAGUGCUGGUAAAGCAGAUACAAUUGCUGUGACAGGUUUAACAAUAGUCUAAGAGAGUUGCAUAUUACUGUGUCAUAUUUGUUUUAUCUGUUGUGGAAGUAAUAUUGCAACUGGAUUUAAAUCAUUUGAAUCAUUCCCUCUCGACAGCAACAAUGUGUUUCACUUUCCCCGAGAGAAACAAGGAACUUAAAAUGCUGUCUUUCAUAAACAAAUGUCCAAAGCUUCUCAAGUAAAUGCAUACCAUGUAGGCCUACUUUUCACCAUCCCAGUUUCAUUUACUACACUGUUCUGUUUAUCACGUGGUUAUUAUUUUCUUUAUCUCAGGCAAAUUUCUAAUGACAUUCUGAAUGAAAAUAUAUCUGACUUUGGGGGUAAGCUUCAGUUUUGCCAGCUGUGUGAGUCUGUUCAUUAGGAUGUAACUUAUUAAUCUGAAGACAUUUCAUUCUAACAUAUUUUACAAAAAGAAGACUUACAUGCUGCAGAAAUAGUUGUUGGUUUAGUCCACUAAACAUCACUGAUUGCUAGAAAAUUAUAUUAUAGAACUGUUUGUCACAUUUGACAAAACAUGCUGCAACAAUCUCUCAGCGAGGCACUUUUUCGUUCCUGUAAGUAACUGUACUGUGUAGAGGGGAAAACUCAUUCUGCUGAAAUGCUUAUUACAACAAGGUGAGAUGCUAUGUUUGUUUUACUACAUUUUACAGCUCGGAAAUGAUUCUCCACUUGUAUCCAUUUUGUUGGAAAAGCCUUAAAUGUAUCUAGCUAUUGUAAGAGGACAAAAUAAAGCUGGUCUUUAUUACCGUGACAACAGUCUCUAUUUUUGUGUUCAUCACUAAUCGUGCUUGUUGAGGUGUGAUUAUCAGAAUACAAGAGCGUACAAAGCAAAAACACAACUCAGAAUAUUUUUAUUGGUGCUUCAUUGCCCUGAUUUGUUCUUAUCUGUUUAACAAUUCUUGCUAGUUUGUUGUAUUUAUUUAAUGCUUUUCUCAUCUUUCUUUAACUGUGAAACACUUUGUAACCAUGGUGCUUUAUAAAUGAAGAUUUACUAUUUGAAUGCAAUCCGAUGCAACUGUCUUCAAAUAAACUAUGACCGAGUUGAUUCAACACACAAACAAAUAAAGAAAAAGUAGUAUUUCCUUCAGGGCUGACACAUUGCAUUGUGUUACAUCAUACAGGUGUUUGUAAUUGUUCUAGUCACAGAAUGUAUUUAAAUGAUGUAAUAUAUAGAAUUCUCUCUAAUAUGUGUACUCGUAUUGAAGAGACCAUUUACUGUAAACCCAAUGCUGGUUAUACCAAUGUGUUUUGUUUGUGUCUGGUUCAAUAAAUUGGAAUUCCAGUCA
This is a messenger RNA of Sebastes umbrosus (honeycomb rockfish), 2839 nucleotides long. RefSeq names its product protein FAM181B. NCBI's taxonomy places the organism in Eukaryota, Metazoa, Chordata, Actinopteri, Perciformes, Sebastidae. The record is from RefSeq and is a predicted model, not a curated record. The transcript has a single exon. The coding region runs from base 546 to 1484 and encodes 312 amino acids.